This is a messenger RNA of Nicotiana tabacum (common tobacco), 1541 nucleotides long. Its product is annotated as DUF724 domain-containing protein 3. NCBI's taxonomy places the organism in Eukaryota, Viridiplantae, Streptophyta, Magnoliopsida, Solanales, Solanaceae. The record is from RefSeq and is a predicted model, not a curated record.
UAAUAAUUGAAAUGAACAUGUCGAAAAUGCUCUACAAUGAAACAGAAAGAAAACCCUUGCCGUUCUGCCUUCCCUUCUUCUCGCUGAUGCCGGUGAAAGCGUGAAGCUUUUGAGGAUGGUCCGAUUCAAGGCGGCUCUUCGAAAUAGAAGUUCAACUGCUGCAAAGGAUCAAACCAACAAGGGGACAUCAGAUUCUAAGAAGCUUAGGAAGAAUUUGGAGAUUUCUGAAUCUAGAGACGAUGUGGUAAAGCCUGUGAAGAAAUUAAGAAGUAUAAGAAAAGUUAUGGAAGCAUCGGAUAAUCAACAUUUUCCCAGGCCUUUGACUCGGAGACCGGGAAAAGUUGGUUGGGUAGAUAAUCAAUCAGGUCAUGUCAUGAAAGAAAAUACAGAUUGCUCACCAGCCGGGACUGCACAUUCUAUCGAUAGGGAUACAGACUGCAGUAAACAAGGAGAUGUUGAAAAUGUUAUCAACAGAGAGCUGAACGAAGAAGAUAAGGAUGGGGAGCUAAUUGACCCAAAAGUAAAGAUGGUUGAGGAUAGCGUCAAAGAAAGUACUAAGAAUCUGUCUGAUCAUGGAAAACUGGCAGUGCUAGAAGGCGGGAGAAACAAGUACCUGGGAGCACACUCCAUGGCACUGUUAACGAACAGAAUGCAACCAAAUCAAGUUGAAUUGACUUCAACCAACAGGAUUAGUACUUCUGCAGGAGCUUCUCCUACAGCAGUCCAACCAUGUGCCUAUAACAGUCCUUGGCAAUCUAAUGAAUGGCCAGAUGCUGCACUUAGUUCCAUCACAACUCCUGAGCCGAGCCUGGCACUGCCAUUUCAGAAAAAUUCCACUGUUUGGAGCUCACUUGAAUCUAUGGAAAUAUUUGCAAAAUUUCCACAAAAUCCACACUUUUCACCCUUAGCAGAACAUGAGGAGAUGAAACGAGAAGAACUAGCUUUACAAAAGAUGCUAAAGUAUGCCUUCCUUGGUGAUAAGAUAUCAAAGUUGACCAUUGCGGAUCUUAAAAAUUCAAUGGUCAUCAAUGACAUUCUGACAUGUCUCAAGGACUUGGAGGAGUGUGGAUUUGAUGUAAUGCAGAUUAAAUGUCCAUUAGACGAUCUGUUGAACAGUGAGAGGCAAAUUCAAUUCCAAAACAAGUUUGAUGAAAUAAAGGGCAGAAUCAGAGACUGCAAUCUUGAGAGAGAAGAAGCUGAAAAAGAGAUCAGUAAAAUUGCUAUGAAGGUAAAAGAUCUGGAGAAAGAACUUAGGUCAGCCAAGGAAAGGAUAGAGAUGAAGGAUCAAGUGAUCUUUGAAUUGAGAUCUGAAGAGAGUGCCAUUCGUGAUGAAAUACGUCAAGUUCAACUUGACUUUGAACGGACAGCGGCUUCACCCUUCUGCUGACCAAUACUUUGUACAAAUUAAAGUAUGAACAAACUCUGUUUUGCCGAAUAGAUGUCUACUGAAUCUGUUUAGCUGGAGUAAUCUUACUCCUGUAAAUAAUGUUGGCCAUUUCCUUGAUUUUAUUGGUGUUCUUACCCUGGCUUGAGUUUUGACA